CCUGGAGCGGAGAUUUCUGAUGUGUUUGGUUCCCACUUUUCGGUCCGUCGUAGUCCUCUGGCUCGUGCCGGCCAUGUCCAGUACAAAAGCGGGCCUCGGAUCCUACGGCGGCCCAUUCACCCCCACAGACAGCAACAAUGAGCCCCACCGCCAUCAACGACAACUUCCACCAAGUAGACAUCCAAGACCUCAAGUCCAAGGUCGUCGAAGGCCACGUCGAGCUCGAGGAGACCCCCAAGCCUCCCGUCGCCGACGACUUCAUGUACGACUUCAAGUACAACCAUAGCCUGCCCACCACCGAUGCCCUCGGUGUCUCCAUUCCCGACGACGCUGACCCUCAGGCGGCAGCUGAAGAACUACUCGCCACGCUUUCACAGGCUUUGGGCAAGGGCGACGCACAGGCGUUCACUGGCUUGUUUCUCGACUAUGGUGUUUGGAGAGACAAACUCGCCUUCUCGUGGGACUACCGCACCUUCAACUGGGCCGAGAACAUUUCUCAGGCUGCUGCCGACCUCUUGCCCACCAAUCGCUGUGCCAAGUUUGAGAUUCUCAAGCCCGCCCCAGCUUUCCAGAAUCCCUAUCCCGACCUCGGCUUUCUUCAAUUCAUCGUCGCUUUUGACACUCCCCUUGUUCGCGCGUCCGGUCUCAUCAACGCCGUCUACACCAAGGAGGGUUGGAAGAUUUGGACUCUGCACACCGUCGCCGAGUCUCUUCUCCAGUUUCCCGAAGUCGACCCCAGUGAUGGACACAUGACUGGAUCUGUCAGCUGGGAGAAUCAGAGAGCCGCCGAUGACGAUCAGAUCAAGCCCGAUGUUUUGGUGGUCGGUGGUGGUCAGAACGGUCUCGCUAUCGCGGCUCGACUCAAAGCUUUGGGAGUCCCCAAUCUCAUCAUCGAACGCAAUGCCGAGAUCGGCGAGAUCUGGAGGAAACGAUACGAAUACCUGUCUCUCCACUUCCCACACUGGGCCGACCACUUGCCCUACUUUCCCUUCCCAAAGCAAUGGCCGACCUACACGCCUGCCCAGAAACUGGGUAUCUUUAUGCAGUGGUAUGCCUCUGCUCUGGAGCUUCCUGUAUGGACCAAGUCCACUAUCGCCAAGGCAGAGCAGGAUGUCGACGGCAAGUGGACCGUCGAGAUCAACAAGGAUGGAGAGACCAGAGUCUUGCACCCCAAGCACGUUGUCAUGGCUACUUCACUGUGCGGUGUUCCAAUGAUGCCCGUCGUUCCUGGUAUGGACAAGUGGAAGGGAACCGUCCGCCACUCUACUGCCCACGAUAGCUCUCGCGACUGGGUCGGCAAGAAGGUUCUCGUCGUCGGCACAUCCUCCUCCGGCUUUGACACUGCCUACGACUGUGCCCGAAGAGACAUAGACGUUACUCUUCUUCAACGCUCUCCGACCUACGUCAUGUCCUUGACCCAUUCUGUUCCCCGUGGAAUUGGAAACUACGAGCCCAAGAAGGGUCUUCCUCUUCCCGACCUCGAGGAACAGGACAGGCUUUUCCACGGCACGCCUCUCGGCCCCGGCGAGCCCCUUGCGCGACGUAACCGUGCUACACUCGAAAAGCUCGACAAGGAGCUGCUCGAUGGUCUCCAUGCCAAAGGUCUCAAGACCUAUCCCGGUCAGCGUGGUACCGGGCAAGUCACCCUCGGCUCUACUCGAAAUGGAGGCUUCUACUUUGAGGCUGGGGCCUGCGAGCAGAUCAUCAAGGGCAAGAUCAAGGUGGAGCAAGGAUUUGUCGAGUCGUUCACCGAGGACAAGGUCAUCCUUUCUGGCGGUAGAGAGAAGGAGUUUGACUUGGUGGUCUUUGCUACUGGCUUUUCCGGCACCAUCGACUCAAUUCGAGCGACUUUGGGCGAGGAGAUUGCUGGCAAGUGCGGUCCCAUCUGGGGUGUUGAUGAGGAGGGCGAGCUGAACUCGGUGUACAAGGAGUGUGGCAUUCCCAACUUGUGGCUCAUGCUCGGCUACUUGCCCAUGACGCGUUACCACUCAAAGCUGGUGGCCCUCAGGAUAAAGGCUUUGCUCGAGGGUAUGUCACCCCCUCCUUACAAGGGCGCCAGGAAGUAGUGACAGGUUGAUGUGCGAUGACGCCAUGGGUUUGGCAGCCAAAAGUGUCAGUAGUGAAAGGACUUUUGUAGACUGUACCUUGAUUCAAUGCCGUCGCUUGUGAAGUAUAUGGCGUGCGGGAAUGCAGCAAUGUAUCUUUUAAAGAC
This is a messenger RNA of Cryptococcus amylolentus CBS 6039, 2212 nucleotides long. RefSeq lists its product as hypothetical. The transcript is spliced from 4 exons. Bases 138 to 2066 code for a protein of 642 amino acids. The record is from RefSeq and is a predicted model, not a curated record. NCBI's taxonomy places the organism in Eukaryota, Fungi, Basidiomycota, Tremellomycetes, Tremellales, Cryptococcaceae. Gene Ontology annotation, molecular function: flavin adenine dinucleotide binding; monooxygenase activity.